Molecule: messenger RNA, 1746 nt
Organism: Beauveria bassiana ARSEF 2860
Lineage: Eukaryota; Fungi; Ascomycota; Sordariomycetes; Hypocreales; Cordycipitaceae
Product: cyclophilin type peptidyl-prolyl cis-trans isomerase/CLD
Exons: 3
Coding region: 1-1746 (581 amino acids)
Biological process (GO): protein polyubiquitination; protein folding; protein peptidyl-prolyl isomerization
Cellular component (GO): catalytic step 2 spliceosome
Molecular function (GO): peptidyl-prolyl cis-trans isomerase activity; ubiquitin-ubiquitin ligase activity
Source: RefSeq, a predicted model, not a curated record
AUGGGCAAAGGCACGGAUAAGCUCUACAUCACCCACUCCGAGUGGUCGUCCUCGGACGCCUACUCUGCCAGCGUUGGCGCCGGUGCCUCGUCGCGCAAUGGCAAAGAUGGCGUGCCUUUUCGCAAACUGCCCUUCAACUUUUGCGCCGCGAGUCUGCAGCCCUUUAAGAACCCCGUGUGCACGCCCGACGGCACAAUCUUCGACGUCGAGGUGAUAUCCGCGUGGCUCGAGAAGCACCCGAAUCAGAACCCAGUCGAUGGCGCGCCGCUGCAGAAGCGCGACCUCAUCAAGCUCAACUUUGCGCGCAACGCGGAGAGCGAUGCGCGCGGCGCCGGCCUAAGCGACGACAAAGGCGACCUCGUCGACCCCGUCACGUACAAGGUGUUUACCGACAACACGCACAUUGUGGCGCUCCGCCAUGGCACCUACGCAAACGUAUUUGCCUGGGACACGGUCGACCGCAUGAACAUAAAGGCCAAGGUGUGGCAGGACCUCGUCGACGAUGAGCCAUUUACCCGCGCCGACAUCAUCACGCUGCAAGACCCGCAUAAUGCCGCGCGCCGCAACCUCGACCAGUUCAAGUACCUCCAAGACGGCGAGGGCGCGCAGCUGAGCAGGAGCCAGGAGGAGGAGCGCGGCGAGAGCGGCAUCAACGCUCGCGCGCUCGGCAGCAUGGGCGACAAGGUGCUCAAGGCGAAGGCGGCCGUCGAGAAGGCGCGCAAGGCUCGCGAGGCCGGCGGCGACGUCAACCGCAGCGCCGGCGCGCUGGCCAAGACGGGUGCGGGGACGGUGUCGGCGGCGACGCGAGAGAGCAUGAUUAAGGAGAAGAAGCUGGCGGCCAAGGCGGCGGCGUACACGACGGGAAGGGCGGCGGCGAGCUUCACGAGCACUGGCCUGACACCGGAGACGAGCGGCGAGCGCGCUCUACUGACGGACGAGGAGUUUAUGCUCAAACCAAAGCGCGUCAAGAACAAGGGCUACGCGCGGCUGGAGACGAACCUGGGCGACCUGACCUUGGAGCUGCACACGGACACAGCGCCCAAGGCGGUGUGGAACUUUGUCAAGCUUGCGCAAAAGGGUUACUACAGGGACGUGGCAUUUCACAGGAACAUUCCCAAUUUUAUGAUCCAGGGCGGCGAUCCCACGGGGACAGGGCGCGGCGGCGCGAGUAUCUGGGGAAAGUACUUUGACGAUGAGUUUGACGGUCCGCUGACGCACAAUGCCCGCGGCACAGUAUCCAUGGCCAACAAGGGCAAAAAUACGAACUCGAGCCAAUUCUUCAUUGCCUACAAGGCCGUGCCGCACCUCGACCGCAAGCACACCAUCUUUGGCACCGUUGUCUCGGGGCUCGACGUGCUGGCCAAGAUGGAGGACGUACCAACAGACGGCUCCAGCCGACCCCUGCACAAGAUUGUCAUCCGUGACGUCGCCGUCUUUGUCGAUCCGUUUGCCGAGUUCCAGGCGCAGCACCAGCAGCAGGAGCGCGACGAGGCGCGUCGGAAAGAGGUGGAGCGGCAGGGCGGCGAGGACGCAGACAGGACGACGUGGACGGGGAAGCGGAUACGUGCCGAUGGGACGGUUGCGCCGGCAGACAGCAAGGAGACGGUGGGCAAGUACCUCAAGACGACGACGACGAUGCCGGCGGCAGGGGACGAGGCGGAGGUUGGUGAUGAGUGGACAGAGCCGGAGCCGGCGAGGAAGAAGAUGCGUGGGACGGGGGGGUUUGGUAAUUUCGAUGGCUGGUGA